Molecule: messenger RNA, 2053 nt
Organism: Sodiomyces alkalinus F11
Lineage: Eukaryota; Fungi; Ascomycota; Sordariomycetes; Glomerellales; Plectosphaerellaceae
Exons: 3
Coding region: 178-1608 (476 amino acids)
Biological process (GO): proteasome-mediated ubiquitin-dependent protein catabolic process
Cellular component (GO): GID complex; cytoplasm; nucleus
Molecular function (GO): ubiquitin protein ligase activity
Source: RefSeq, a predicted model, not a curated record
AACGAUCAAUAACCUUAACAAGGUUCUCCGACCACUUUUUGGGCCUUCAACAAGAACGAACGGCAUAUUCCUCUCCCAUGAUUAUGAUCUCUCUGUCAUAAUUCUAUCCCGACAGUUCCUCGACCCCCGAAGCUUCAUCGAAAAACCCGUCCAAGCCCACCACUGCCAACAUCCACCAUGGGUGAUCCCAAUCCCAUGGCCGCCCUGGAGGUGGACAUGGCUCGCUUCCGCAGGGCCUCUCUUCACUCGGCAGUCCGGGACGUGGAAGAGGUGCUGGAUCUUCUUGUCCAAGCCCGAGAGCAGAUCGCAAACGCUCCCGAGUCUCAUCGUGCCAGCUUAACGAUGACCAAGCUCCAGAACCCCGUCAUGGCCGGCUUCGACACCAUCAAUAAUGAUCUCAAAGAAGUCUCCAAGGCCCAAAAGGCCUACGGCAGGGCUCUUGACAAGAACUUCCCAGAACACGAACUCCCCACCGAGCACAACAACCUACAUGAAAAAUGGGGCCUCGUUAAUCGCGCUCUCGCCCUGCACCUGCUGCGUGAGGGCCACUUCGAAGCAGCCUCCACCUUCCUCGGCGAGUACGACAACAACCUGCCUCCUCCGGGGCCUCCGACACCGGCGCCACCACCGAUUCCGACGCCAGCGUCCAAGCCAGCGUCAGCGUCACCGUCAAAUUCGGCGUCGGCGUCAGCGUCAGCGUCAGUGCCAGCGCCAGCGUCAGUGCCAGCGCCAGUGCCAGCGCCAGCGCCAGCGCCAGCGUCAGCUUCAGUAUCAGGGUCCACCUCGUCGUCGUCCAUCUCCGCCCCCCCACUGCCCCCCACUCUCGGCCUCCACCCAGAGCGGGCGCGAGAGCUAGAAGUACGGUUCAAAGACAUGUACAGGAUCCAGGGCGAGCUGAAGAGGCGCAACCUCGAGCCCGCCAUCCAAUGGGCCCGCGCCAACCACGCCGAGCUCGCGUCCCGCGGCUCCCACCUCGAGUACGAGCUCACCAAGCUCCAGUUCAUGUGGCUGUAUAAGGGCGCCCAGGUGAACGGCCUGCCGGACGACGAGCAUAACGGCCGCGUCGGCGCCCUCCGCCACGCCCAGGCCCACUUCCCCGCCUUCCGGGCCACCCACCGCCUGGAGAUCCAGCGCCUCAUCACCUCCCUCCUCUACGCCUCCAACCUCCCCGCCUCCCCCUACGACGUCCUCCUCGCCCCGGCCCCGCUCUUCGACGAGGUCACCGCCUCCUUCACGCGCGAGUUCUGCGCCCUCGUCAACCUCUCCGCCGAGUCCCCGCUCUACGUCGCCGCCACCGCCGGCGCCAUCGCCCUGCCGCGCCUCAUCAAGUACCGCGCCUACAUGAAGGCCAAGCGCACCGAGUGGACCACCGAGAACGAGCUCGCCUUCGAGACCCCGCUGCCCCGCGCCAUGAUGUACCACCCCAUCUUCGUCUGUCCCGUGUCCAAGGAGCCCAUCAUGGACCCUAGGAACCCGCCUAUGAUGCUCGCCUGCGGGCAUGUGAUCUGCAACGACUCGCUCAAUAAAAUCCGGAGGAGCACCCGUUACAAGUGUCCCUAUUGUCCUGCCGAGGGCCUCGUCUCCGAAACUCUCGUGAUUAAGCUUUGAGGGGGUGGAGGAGGAUGAGGGAACUCGGACGAUGGGGAGAUGGGAGAUGGACAUGUUUUUUCUCCUUUUCUUCCUGCUUUGGGCUUUAGUAUUAUUAUUCUUUCUUCGCGUGUUGUAUUUUAAAGAUCACGGCGUUUCAUGGGUAAUUACACGCAGUAUGACCAGGGAAUGACAGAACACAACAUAGGCAGAAGCGGUGGAAAUGGUCUUUUUCUUUUCUUUUCUUUCCCAUUUUUAAGCCCCCUUCUUCCGCCUUCCCUACCCCAGUAUAUGUCUGCCCUGGUCUCUCAGGGGCGGCAGGUCUCAACUGUUGGAACCGGAUGGUUUGGCAGAGGCCAUGUUUCUAUAGCAAUGGGAGCAAGGCGUCUCGCGAGAGAAUAACCACUACACACCAACUACCUUACCCAGUCUUGUCCUAAAUUCAAAGGCUUUAUUCACACAUUUU